ACUCACUACAAAUCCAGUUGCAGGUUUCCACUUUGGUCUUGGGCAAGAUACAAAGUGUUGUCAUAAUGGGCCAGAAGGAGGGUCGAGAGAGGGGAAGAGCAGAGACGUAGCCAGAGUGUGUGUGGGAAGCAGAGGAAGGAACAGUGCCUUACCCAAACUUUAUAUUCCAUUUGGCUUUGCAUCUACUACUAUCAUAUGAUGCUUUCUCUUCUGUUUGCAUUCUUGGUGGCAUUCUGCCGGCUUGAGUGAUCUCAUGGAAUGCACAUGGGAUUUUCAGCAGAAACCCUUCAACUUUAUUCAAAGGCGCUCUUGCUCGGCUUUCCAAAGGGUCACUUUGUAUGUGUUUGGAAAUUUCUGCUGCCCUUUGAGUCUGACAAGACUUGAGAUGUGAUCCAAGAAGAUUCUGCAAACUGGACCCAUGCCGUUUUGAAGGUGAAGGAAAAUGCUCAUAUCAUCACUGAUUUGGAUUCUGCACUUGAUGAAUCUCACCAUAGGUCAAGACAAGAUUAUGCGCCACAAGCGUAGCUCCACUACAAGUAGCUCCACAGCAGGUAGACUGUGUCCCACAGGGUGUGUGACGUGCUCAGCCCUCAAUGGUUGCCUGUCCUGUAAAUCUCGCCUCUUCUUUCACCUGGAGGUGGAUGGGAUGAGGCAGAGAGGAGUUUGUCUGUCCUCCUGCCCCCGGGGGCACUAUGGCACAAGAUCACCGUACAUCAACACCUGCACAAGAUGCAAGGAAGACUGUGCCUCCUGCUUCAGUGAAAGUUUCUGCACCCGAUGUCACUCGGAUCGCUUCUUGUUCCGGGGAAAAUGUGAACGCAGCUGUCCCUUUGGGCUCACAGCCAACCUUGAACUACGCGAAUGUAUAGAGUGUCCUGCUGGCUGUGAGCUGUGUAUGCGGAGGAACAUGUGUGCGCGCUGCAGAACAGAUUUAUACACUCUUCAAGGCCAGUGCUAUCUCACCUGCCCAAAAGGGUUUGAGCCGGACGAACAGCUUAUGCAGUGCCUCCCGCAAGUGCACUGUGAGGUAGGAGAGUGGUCAGACUGGAGCCCAUGUGUUCAUAAACGCAGCAUGAAAAUGUACAGAAGAGGAGAGAAGACGCGCACCAGACAAAUGUUGAGUCCACCGAGCCGCUUCAGGAAGCCCUGUCCAAAGUUGUUCCAGUUCAGAAAAUGUAUUUUUAAAAAGAGACAGAGUUUCAUAUCAAAUGUUAUGCCAUAGUUAUUUGUAAUGCAUUGUUCUUUCUUUUAAACAUAUGCUUUUGGUAUUAUUUAACAACUUAUACUGUGUAAAUAUUACUUUAAUGGUUGGCAUU
Periophthalmus magnuspinnatus is the source of this 1316-nucleotide messenger RNA. Its product is annotated as R-spondin-3-like. The transcript is spliced from 5 exons. The record is from RefSeq and is a predicted model, not a curated record. Bases 443 to 1222 code for a protein of 259 amino acids. Lineage: Eukaryota; Metazoa; Chordata; Actinopteri; Gobiiformes; Gobiidae.